This is a messenger RNA of Closterium sp. NIES-65, 759 nucleotides long. Lineage: Eukaryota; Viridiplantae; Streptophyta; Zygnematophyceae; Desmidiales; Closteriaceae. The record is from the annotation of a GenBank genome assembly.
AUGGCUACCCCUAGUGUCCUCGCUUUUGACGCUGAGGGUCGGGCUAUUGACUUUGAGUGCGAUAGGGCAGACGGUCUCUCCCUCUUUGACCUUACCUCUGGUGCCUCUCCUGCCCCUACUGCUGAUACUGACGCCACUGUUCGCUCACAGUGGGCCACACGCGAUGCUGCUGCACGUCUUGCUGUGCAUCGCCACCUGCCUACCUCUGAGCGUGCGCACUUGAGCCAGUACAAGAGUGCUCAGACCUUGUACGACGCUGUAGUUGCACGCUACUCCUCCCCUGCCACUGCUGCACUGAGCCGUCUCAUGCUACCGUACCUCUUCCCUGACCUUGCUGCCUUUCCCACAGUCGCUGACCUCAUUACGCACCUCCACACUAGUGACACUCGCUACCGCGCUGCGCUUCUUGCUGAGGACCACUUCCUCUCAGUUUGCCCCACCACUCUUACCGUUGACCUCCUCGCAGCAGAGAAGAGCAUAGUCGCUGUAGGAGCCUCUCGUGGUGACCCUCGCACCCCCAUCUUUGAGGGGUGUUCCCCCUCCCCCCUCCUGCCCUCUGUUGCCUCUGCUGCUGCGACUGACCUCGUUGGUUUUGAGUCUUCCCCGAGCGGGAGACGCCGCACCGACAAGGGCAAGGAGGGCAAGGGAGCUGGAGGGGCUGGCGGGGGUGGCGGAGGUGGCGGUGGAGGUAGUGGAGGGGGUGGGGGUGGUGGUGGGAGUGGUGGCGGGGGUGGAGGUGUCGGUGGCGGUGGAGACUGA